AUGGCAGCCUUUUCCGUCAUCGCGCUGUCAACGUUCGUCGUGGUGGCCUUGACCCCGCCCGCGCUUUACAUCAUCACGAUCUUGGGGAACAUCGCGUUCUCUGUCGCCGUGGGAUUCAUGGUCAGGCGGGUUGUGAACGCAAACUACGCUCUGAACCUUCCUGCUGCGAACAAGUCGGUCUUCAUCACAGGAUGUGACACGGGCCUUGGUUACGUAGCUGCAGUGGCCCUGCAUAGAAAGGGCUUCAUUGUAUUCGCUGGCUGCCUCGAUCAGUACUCGGAGGGGGCGCUGUACCUCAAGUCAUCGGGUAUAAUAGUGCUUCACGUUGACUACCUCAGGCCUGACACCAUCGAAAAUGCAUACAGAAAGAUCUGCGACGUUCUCAACGGCGUAGAUCUGUGGGCCAUCGUCGCCAAUGCCGGUGUGAGCAGUUACGGAGAAGUUGAAUGGAUGAAGCCCAACGAGCUCCAGAGGCUCAUCGACGUCAACCUCGUGGGAACACUCAAGUUCGUCGGGACCGGCAUUCCUCAAAUCCGGCGGAGCACUGGACGAAUCGCCAUAGUCACGGGACUUCAGGGUAAAAGCGAGGCAAACACCAUCCAAGGAUAUACUAUACGGGUAGCAAGUCGACUGUCCAUACCUGGAAUGGCGGUGGCGUCGGCGACGACAGCGGCCCUCUGCCAGUAUGCCGACGGCCUGCGCCGAGAGCUCAGAAAAUUUGGUGUGCAGGUGUCCGCAAUCGAGCCCGCCUUUUACAGGCAAGUUUUGGGUACUGUCGUAACAACACCACCACCAUAG
This is a messenger RNA of Ixodes scapularis (black-legged tick), 798 nucleotides long. Its product is annotated as D-beta-hydroxybutyrate dehydrogenase, mitochondrial-like. The record is from RefSeq and is a predicted model, not a curated record. NCBI's taxonomy places the organism in Eukaryota, Metazoa, Arthropoda, Arachnida, Ixodida, Ixodidae. The transcript has 4 exons. Bases 1 to 798 code for a protein of 265 amino acids.